Molecule: messenger RNA, 1224 nt
Organism: Ogataea angusta
Lineage: Eukaryota; Fungi; Ascomycota; Pichiomycetes; Pichiales; Pichiaceae
Exons: 1
Coding region: 1-1224 (407 amino acids)
Cellular component (GO): Set1C/COMPASS complex
Molecular function (GO): transcription cis-regulatory region binding; protein binding
Source: RefSeq, a predicted model, not a curated record
AUGGGCCAAAUCAAAGUGGUGCCUCGGCUGAAACCUUUACCCUAUUCAUCCCAGGAUUUGCAGCUGGAGCUACGAAAACCCAUUUUGAAUAAGCAGGUGGUUUUCGGAGACAUUGAAUUCUACUCCAAUGAUGACAAUCCAAAUAAUAAGAGAGCAUUCAAAUAUAAGCCAUGUCGCCCGAACCCUGCAUUCACGUCAAUGAUGUACUCUACAACUGAUUUUCCUCCGUUCUAUUGCCGACUCUCGUAUUUUGAUAAGUCCCCAGGAAUAUUAGUCGAUGAGAAUCUAACUACUGCUACUGCUCUUCAAGGAUGGAGAAGCGCUAGAGCGAAUGCCGUUAUCAGAGAGGGAACUUGGUAUAUUGAGUACAGACUCAUCAAGUCCAAUGACGGAGAAAGCCAUGUUAGAUUUGGAGUUGCUAGAAGAGAGGCUAGCCUGGAAGCCCCUGUAGGGUUCGAUGGAUACGGAUAUGGAUUCAGAGACAAGUACGGCCAGACGGUUCAUUUAAGUAAGCAGGGUAGCUUCUUGCAGAACGAUCAGUUUCAAACUGGCGAUGUUGUUGGGCUGCUCAUCAAGUUACCGGAUAUAAAGACGCAAAGGCGGCUAGCUAGUCAGCAAAUCCAUCAGCAAACAGUUGGACAACCCGAUCUCGAGGUUUCUGUUAACGAGCCCGCAGAAAUUGACAUUGUACGUGACCAAAUUCCGAUCAAAUACAAAAACCAGCUUUACUUUGAACAAUAUGACUAUACUGUAUCAAAAGAGAUGGAGCAUCUUUUGAACCCUGUGACCGUGUUUGGAGAAAAAGCUGUGAGAGAUACGGUAAAGUUUGAGCCAUGCAAGCUUCCAAAUUCUUCAAUAACAGUGUACAAAAAUGGAGAGUUUUGCGGAGUUGCCUUCAAGGGCCUGAAUGCAUUUCUGCCGCCUUCCUCCGAACAGAAACAUGGCAAGGAAGUGAAAGGCAGGAUUUCUGAAACCAAAGAUGAUGGCUCGCUAGGAUACUAUCCGAUGAUCAGUUGCUACAACCGAGGAGUAAUCCAACUAAACACCACUCCUGACAUUCUUGUCCCUGUGGAUCUUCAAGACGCGAUUUCGAGAGGAGAAGUCCGAAUAUACAAUGACAGAUAUGAGGAGCGUAUCUUGGAGGAAUAUGUGUACGAUUUGGUGGAUGAGGUGACCAACGAAUAUUUGGACGAGAUAGAGCGCAUGAGCGCACCUCAAACUUAA